Molecule: messenger RNA, 2025 nt
Organism: Toxotes jaculatrix (banded archerfish)
Lineage: Eukaryota; Metazoa; Chordata; Actinopteri; Toxotidae
Gene: bmp4
Product: bone morphogenetic protein 4
Exons: 4
Coding region: 392-1597 (401 amino acids)
Biological process (GO): negative regulation of transcription by RNA polymerase II; SMAD protein signal transduction; negative regulation of apoptotic process
Cellular component (GO): extracellular region
Molecular function (GO): growth factor activity; cytokine activity; BMP receptor binding
Source: RefSeq, a predicted model, not a curated record
CCGUCCUGCGCACCGCCUGCCCUCAAGAACUGUACUGGAGACGGAUAGGAAACCCCGCUGCAGAGCCCGAGCGCCGGCCUUCGCUCCGACCCAGUCUCCUCCUGUUCGUUUAGAAGUGUCGCUAAAGGAUUAAUGAGCCAAAAAGGCACCCAGCUUCUCCUUUAAGGCUCAUUUCUGCGUUUUUCGGCUUUACGCCUGGACUGCCUUACGUCUUCCCUUUCCUAUUCACUUCAUUCGAGGAUACCUGUACCUCUACUGAUGGAACAGGGUCACUCCAACGUUCUCCUGCAGCCGCCCAACACCACCUAACAUUUCCUGGAGAAACGUGUCCAUUGCCUGCUCCCAACAAACAUGGACUGUUUUCCCAUGCUUUAUUUUCUGUCGAGACAUCAUGAUUCCUGGUAAUCGAAUGCUGAUGGUCAUUUUAAUAUGCCAAGUCCUGCUGGGAGAGAGCAACCAUGCUAGUCUGAUACCUGAAGAAGGGAAAAAGAAAGUACCGGGCCUGCAGGGUCGUUCGGCCGCUCAGAGCCAUGAACUGCUGCGGGACUUCGAGGCCACGCUGCUGCACAUGUUCGGCCUCAAGAGGCGGCCGCGGCCCAGCCGCUCCACCACCGUGCCUCGCUACCUGCUGGACCUCUAUCGGCUACAGUCGGGGGAGGCUGAGGAGGCUGGAGGGCAUGACAUUGCCUUUGAGUACCCAGAGAGGUCAGCCAGCCGGGCCAACACUGUGAGGGGCUUCCACCAUGAAGAGCACAUGGAGAGGGUGCAUGACGAUGGAGAGACCGUGCCCCUUCGCUUCCUGUUCAACCUCAGCAGCAUCCCAGAGGACGAGCUGCUCUCUUCGGCCGAACUUAGGCUCUACCGUCAUCAGAUUGAUGAAGCCAUCGCUGAUACCCUCUCAGAUGAGCAGGGGCUUCACCGGAUAAACGUGUAUGAGGUGUUGAAGCCCCCACGGCCCGGGCAGCUCAUCACACAGCUCUUGGAUACACGGCUCGUCCACCACAACACAUCACGCUGGGAGAGCUUCGAUGUCAGCCCUGCCGUGCUGCGCUGGACUCGUGAGCGCCUCCCAAAUUACGGGCUGGCUGUGGAGGUCCUGCACCUCAACCAGACACCGAGCCACCAGGGCCGACACGUCCGCAUCAGCCGUUCACUACACCAGGAGCCUGGCGAGGACUGGGAGCAGCUACGCCCCCUCCUGGUAACCUUUGGCCAUGACGGGAAGGGUCACCCGCUGACCCGCCGGACCAAGCGCAGCCCCAAGCAACGGGGCCGUAAACGUAACCGCAACUGCAGGCGCCACGCACUGUACGUGGACUUCAGCGAUGUAGGCUGGAAUGACUGGAUAGUGGCGCCCCCUGGUUACCAGGCUUAUUACUGCCACGGGGAAUGCCCCUUUCCUCUGGCAGAUCAUCUAAACUCAACCAACCAUGCCAUUGUUCAGACACUGGUGAAUUCUGUGAACAACAACAUUCCCAAGGCCUGCUGUGUGCCAACAGAGCUCAGCGCCAUCUCCAUGCUCUACCUAGACGAACAUGACAAGGUGGUCCUAAAAAACUACCAGGAAAUGGUAGUGGAGGGCUGCGGCUGCCGCUAACACACACACACACACAAACUAACUAGAACUUGGACUUGGACUGGCGACUUGAAAAAAGCAACAUGGACGCUAAAGCAAAUCAGAAGGUCUUUACUCCCAAAAAUGUUCACUUGGACCCUUAUUUAUAACUUUUAUGUUGAGGUGUAUGUUUGUCUCACUUUUUUUUUUUUUUUGUUUCUUUGACAAUAUGAUCAUAUAUUUUGACAAAAUAUAUAUAUAUAUUUAUAUCUACAUAUUAAAAAUAAAUUGAGUUCUUAUUUUAAACAACAAAAAGCUGUACAACUUUUCAUAAUGUACAUUAGAUUGUAUAAGUUUUUUUAUUGAGAAAAUAGUAAAAACAAUCUAAAACGUAAAGUUUAUUUACUUGUAAUAUUUAUUGCUUUCAUAUUAUAUACAUUUUGGAGAGAAAAAUAAAAACAUGAAUUGCU